CCGGGAUGUCCUGUCCCCAGAUAUCAAGGGUUGACUAAACUCUCGCGAUAGCUGAUCUGUCCGGACAAAUGGCUGGAGUGCUGUGUCGUAGUGUCCAGGUACUGGGUAGAGGGUUGCGGCCCUGCCUGGUUACAUCCCACAAUCUCCAUUGUCGUCUAAAAUCUUCUAAAGCCGAUGUGUUGGCUGCAGCGCCCAAGGAAGGAGCGAUAUAUGCGCCCCUGGAGACGUUCACAGAAGAAGAGGGAAUGCUGCGAGACAUGGUACGAAAAUUUGCCCAGGACCGGAUCGCCCCACUUGUGAAAACCAUGGAUGCCAAUUCAAAAAUGGACAAUUCAGUCAUUCAGGGAUUAUUUGAGCUUGGGCUGAUGGGUAUAGAUGUGGACCCCAAGUAUGGCGGCACAGGAGCAUCUUUUUUCUCCUCCAUUCUUGUGAUUGAAGAGUUGGCCAAGGUGGACCCAUCUGUGUCAGUUUUCUGUGACAUUCAGAACACCCUCAUCACCUCUUUGUUCGAGCAGCUAGGUACAGAGGAACAGAAAGAGACUUACCUGCCCAGGCUUUGCAAAGACUUGGUGGGCAGUUUCUGUCUGUCGGAGGCUGGUUCUGGCAGCGAUGCUUUCUCCCUGAAAACCACAGCUCAGAGGCACAAGGAUUAUUACCUGAUCAACGGCUCCAAGAUGUGGAUCAGUAACUCGGAGCAGGCCGGAGUCUUCCUUGUGAUGGCAAAUGCUGACGUGUCAGCUGGAUACCGAGGAAUCACGUGCUUCAUUGUUCCCAAGGAAACAGAAGGUUUCCAUAUUGGAAAAAAAGAGGAUAAACUAGGACUUAGAGCGUCUUCAACAUGUGCACUGACCUUUGAUAAUGUGAAGGUUCCAGCAAGCAGUGUUCUUGGCAAGCUUGGUCACGGCUAUAAAUACGCCAUAGGAAUGCUGAAUGAAGGCCGGAUUGGAAUUGCAGCCCAGAUGGUGGGCUUGGCGCAGGGCUGCUUUGACAACACCAUCCCGUACACCAAACAGAGGAUUCAGUUUGGAAAGAGAAUAUUUGACUUUCAGGGCAUGCAGCACCAGAUCUCACACAUAGCGACCCAGCUGGAAGCUGCACGACUACUCACGUACAACGCUGCCAGACUGAAGGAGGCAAGGAGACCCUUCAAGAAGGAGGCAUGCAUGGCGAAGUACUUCGCAUCUGAGGUGGCUGGAAUGACCACUAGUAAAUGUUUGGAGUGGAUGGGAGGUGUCGGUUUUACAAAGGACUAUCCCAUUGAAAAGUAUUACAGAGAUGCAAAGAUAGGUACAAUAUACGAGGGAACCUCCAACAUCCAGCUGAGCACGAUUGCCAAGUUCAUAGACCAGGAGUACUGAAAAGCAGCCUUAAGGCGUCCGAACCGUUGUCACGCUCAUAGGCUGACCCUCUAAGAGCUGACACUUGCUUCUCGAACAUGAAUGUCCACAUCUGUAUGAAUGCAAAAUCCUCAUCCAAUCGACCAAUACCAUGGACUUUGCCACUACCUCAGUAAUUCACUCACUAGUCUUCUGUAGGAAGGUAUAUGAGUUUUAAAAGAAUCUUUACUGAUUACCCCAUAAGAAGGGUUUUGGUAAAGCUGGUGUAACCUUGCUAAACUGCAAAAUAUUACUUCUGUAAUAUUACUUCCACUGCUCUGUCCUGCUUUCUUAAUGGACUCCUUCUGAAGAAACCUUUUGGUACAAGGCAAACUUUUGGAAUUAUCCUUCUAUUACUGUUAUAUGUCUGGAUCGUAAAUUGGUCUCUCAUAAUGCUCUUGUUAGGGCAUAUAGGAAUCAUGGAUAGGGGGGCAUGUCCUGCGCACAGGACCCCCUACCCUCUAUGAGUCAGAUAUGAGAGAUGCUCAGGUGCUUUAUAUGAUUUAAAAUGUAUCUAAACCACAAAACCGUAAUUGGAUACCAGCGCUGCCGCCGUAAAAGCUUCACCAAGUUGCAAUAAGAGAGUUUUGUCACUGCUGGGUCCGUGAGGGUUAACUGCUGGUACCCUUAAUGUCGCAAAAGACUAAUGGUUAAAAAAGGGGGGAACCCGCGCUGACUGUAAACAAAUCCAACCAAUAUAUACAGAGAACAAGUACUUGCCGUUAGCGAAGUAAAAUAGAUCCCAUCCAGAUGUAA
Bufo bufo (common toad) is the source of this 2132-nucleotide messenger RNA. RefSeq names its product acyl-CoA dehydrogenase short/branched chain (gene ACADSB). The transcript has 11 exons. The coding region runs from base 69 to 1358 and encodes 429 amino acids. The record is from RefSeq and is a predicted model, not a curated record. Gene Ontology annotation, cellular component: mitochondrion. Lineage: Eukaryota; Metazoa; Chordata; Amphibia; Anura; Bufonidae. Gene Ontology annotation, molecular function: flavin adenine dinucleotide binding; acyl-CoA dehydrogenase activity.